AAAAAAAAGGAGGGUCGAAGCUCAGAGCACUGUACCGUGAGGAAUCCGAAAUUUGGCCAAGUCAAAGCGAGCGAAAGAUGAAGCUAUCGCGGCGGGAUUCGCGAAGCACUCAUGCGGUCGUCCCAAGUCAUUCUUCUAACGAGUGCGAUCACGUUCGACGAUCAAGAUCAAGAUGUCGUGUCGGUCGAUUGAUGGGAGAAACUGCGCGGUCAAAAUAUUUAUCAGUGGGUCUAGACUCUAGAUCGCCUACUGGCUGGCUGGCUGGCUGGCUGACGUAGGCGGACAAAGGUCCGCCGACGCCCAACAUGGGAAGAAGGUAAUUCGAAUUCGAAAUCCGGGAGUGAAAGAUGCGCAGCCACACGCGCCACAGACGCCAAAUAUAAUCGCGCGCAAAGCGUGUAUGAGAAAAGGCCAAGUGGUGGGCAGUGUUAACGAUGACACACGACACUAAUUCGCAUGCAACGAAGAGGCUCACUGAAGCGAGCAGGAAGUGGUUAGAAUCUGAGUGGUCUUCAUCUCAAAAGUGGUGUUUUGGAUGUCUGCCGGCUUCAGAUUGUCUGACCCGAUCGUCAAUCGCGUCUCGGCAUUUGGCAUGUUCGGGGCAUGUGCCCUCUUUUGUCCUCAGUCGCCUUUCAUUCCUUUGUUCUUUCUUUGCCUCUCGCCCCGUGUUUGGUCCGCUCGUUCGUUCGGGGCAGAGCUAAGCUUCCAGACUGGCUUGUGUCUCUCCAGUAUUGGGUCUCCUUCUUCCGAUCCUUCUCAGUCAGCGCUCGCUCCGUUCGUUUUUUGUUGUAGGGUUUAUCGGGUUCGUGUGUUUGGAUCGCGUCUAUGCGAUUGCUCCUCUUCUGCGACAGAUGGAAUGCUCGCAGUGCCAGUCAUGAAGAAUUGUUUGGGAUUUUCGAGAAUUCAAAGCAGGCAGUGAUGUUGGCAAUUGGUUGCCACAGAAAUUUCAGGGUGUGUCACUAGUGGGCUGAUUGCUGAAAUGAAUUCGCAAUGCACCUCUGUAGGUCGUGUUUCCAGCAGCUUAGUUUACCAAUUGGUUCCAUGGUCUGAUUCAUGCCUCACGAAUUCUAGCUGCGGUUCCUGUGCAAGAAUUUCUCAAGCAAGUCUCGAGUAUCUGCACUCGAUAGCUCAGAAACAAAAUCACGGUUCUCGUAGAGUUUGUGCGAGCAGAACAUCUUCUCGACAAGGAUUCGCUGGGUUUGUCUUAGAUGGUCCUAUCUUCACGCGUAGACGUGUACUUCUUUCUUACGAAGAACCUUGCUCUGUAGUGAAAGGGGUUUCUUUGUCAACUACUACUCUCCGUGGUAGAAUUUCACAUGUUUUCAAACUCAGAUCAGCCGAAGGAGCGGAAAGGUCAACUUCUGAAGACCCCAGCGUAGGCUCUAACAAGGUGGAGCUGCCUCUACAAAGCUUUGAUCGUAAAGAAAGCAUCAAAGAUUUUCAAGCAAAGACUCCCGAAACAGUUGGGAAGUUCGGUGAGAGCCUUUUGGGGAAUUUGUCAACUUCUGGCGGGCUGACAGGUGACCAACAGGAAUUCGGAGGCAAAGCUAGGCCUGCAAAACUUCGCUCUCCUUCUGUAAAUUACGAAGAGGAUUCUGAGUCGCCACGGAGAGCGUAUAAUGACGAGGCAAGUUGUGAAGAAAAUUCAAGAGACAAAUACAGAUUAGACCAGCGUCCUGGUUUUGAAGAAAGUAAUUAUGAAUCUGAACAAAGUGGAUAUGACGCAUCUGACAAUGAGGCAUCAGAGACGAGGCUUGGAGAAGGAAUGGAUGAUUUCGGUUUGGAAAAUCUUCUCGAUGAGACUGAGGAAGUUGAGUAUGUAACGAGAAUAAUCGUACCAAGACAGAGAUACAUUCGCGUGCCCAAAUCAGAGCUUUUAAGUGCACUGUUGAUGUUCCCCGGUCAGCAUCCAAAAAAAAUAUCAACAUUUUGCUCCUAUUUGGAGCUGGUUCUGCACGCAAACCAUAAAUUUUUGCUCGAGGAGCUUCGUGCCGACUACUUGGCCACGCAUUCCACCACGGAUGGAGGUAGCCUUGAUUUACGGAUGGGUAACAGUACAAAAGGAGCUAACACUGCAAAAAAGACAACAAGUUGGACAAGACGCAGCGGGGUGAAGUCGGAUGGUACAGAUGGAGAACAACUUCAUCCUUCUCAUUGUGAUCUACCACCAGAUACCAAAGUUUUGAACGAUCCACCGGAAGUGGACAACCGAUUCCCGGAAGGGACUGUUGGGAAGGGUUGGGGCUCGAAAAUUAUAGAUGCAUUUAAACAGCGGAAGGAUACAGGGCCCGAAAGUGAGGGUGAUACUUUUCUUGGAAACCACUGGAGUAAGGAUGAGGAAACAAGAACUUCAUCAGCAAUACGCUUUCAGAAGAAUUUUCUGAAAUUGCUAAAAAGUGCUCAGUUUGAAGGCCUUUCAGCUCAGGAUCUGGAGCUGACGGCAGCUCUUAAUUCUGACUACCUCUUGACCCUUCCUGUUGCUGUGGACUGGAAGCGUGCUUCUAAGUCUAAUGCAAUUAUUUACAGGAGGGGAUAUGCUAAGGAGCAACAAAAAGGCUUUCUUCUAGGAGCAAAAUUCGAUUACUUGCAGUCUACUAUUCUUAGAGAAGUAUUCAAAGGGUUGACUGGACCACUUCUGAUUACAGGCCACUGGUUCAUGAAAACUUGGAAAAGUCUGAGGAAUGAUCCAGAAGGAAGAUUUUUGGCAGAAAGCCUUGAACGUUGGGUCGAAGAGCCGCUGCCACUGGAUGGUGAGAACACUUCAGAAGGACCGACGCAAGCAGAGUAUGAGACCGAUGAGUCUGACACGGACAUGCCUAUCUGGAAAGCUGCUCAACAAGCUUUACCACGUUACGAGGCCGUUUUGUCCUCAGUAGGAUCACGGGGAUUGUUGCUCCGUCGCAUUCUGGUCCGUAUGGGGCUCUUGCCGUCUGAUUCCAUUUCACCUCCUGUUGCUGAUGAAGAUCCAACUGCUGUUGAGCCUCACCUUAGGCCAAAUUUUCUAUUGAGAGUCUCGAUGAAAGACAUAUGGUUGCCGGCAUCGAAAACUGUUGUGGGGAAGAACGUUUGGAAGAGAUUAUGCUCAGCCUUCUCAGUAUUUUUCUCGAGAGUAACUUUACAGGAACCAGCCUUCCAGGAGUUGGUUCUUCUCUACACUGAUGAUGGCCUUCAACAGUCUGAACCAUCUGAUUUGCAACUGAAAAUGUACAAAACGAUUCCACUUCCUGACCUCAAGAUUGUUUUUCCGAGCAAGAGGCUUUCCUUUCGCCUUAUUGAUCUUGUUCGACUUGACUUAACGACUUUUGUGGGGCUCACUGCGUUUCUAUAUAACUAUCACUUCGAUGAUUUCUUCAGUUCCCCGUCGGCCUUUACGCUCGAUGUCAUCGCCAUAACAGCACUUUUGGUCUUCGUGACAAGGGCUGCUUUAGGCUACAAGCAAACUUGGGAUCGGUAUCAGCUUCUAGUAAAUAAAACCUUGUACGAGAAGACUUUAGCGAAUGGAUUUGGGGUGGUUCAUUUCCUGCUCGAUGCAUCAGAAGAACAACAGUUAAAGGAAGCGAUAUUGGUGUUUGUUGUCCUUUCACACCAGUACAAGGUUGACGGAAUGUCCAAGGAACAGCUUGCGAAUGCUUGCGAGCGAUUUUUGUACUACCGAUGCAAAGAGCAGACUCAGAUGCCGGUGGAUAAUGCUAUCAACACCUUACUAGAAUUAGGUUUGAUCUCCAUUAUAAAAAGUACAGCAUCGUCUGCGCAACGUGGUACCGAGGUGAGAUUCAAAGCAUUGAAUUAUGACGAGGGCUUGGCAGCUUUGGGAAAGUAUUGGGAGUCAAUACCUUCUAAGAGUACUACUCUCAGGUAGGUCAGUUCCUUCAGUUAACUUGAUGGCUGUAGAUAGAAACUUUCUGCAAUCGGUGUUUCAGUGAAGAAAUGAGGCUUUUGAUGAGGUCCGUUAGUUUAUAUGUCGACCAAUGUCGAUUUGAAUUGAUAUUAUGUGGUCCUGAACCUUGAGAGAAUGCCGUAAUACAUUUCAGCGACCAUUUGAGAAAGUAGCCUUGCGAGAAAUAUUGUUGCACCCGGUCUACUUGUUGAUUCUCGAAGUGGAAUAUUGAUCAAUGCACCGGAGCAUGUCUUGGUAUUGCCUGAAUUCUUCUCGCUUGUAAUAUCGAUAUGGACAUUAUGUCAUUCUGACGCAUUGACCUUCUGUUUUACGUUGGUGGAAUCUUGUCCCGACUUUGCGUCUCUCAAAGCAUUCGACAUAGGGAAACAUGGCCUUAAUUUGAAAGAGCAAAGAAGCGUCUAAUGGAAACGUUGCAACCAACCAGGUCAGGUAUACAUUUUGUUUCGCGGAAAUCAUAACUUACAAGAUUUCAGAACUAGAGAUACUGCUAACAUUGUCCGGGGUCGAAUGAGCCAACAAGCGUAUGAUGGAAACUUACCCAUCAACCAGGUCUGCAUUAGUACUGUAGAAGGAAUUGUACACAGCAGGGUAUGUAGCGGAAAU
Molecule: messenger RNA, 4501 nt
Organism: Marchantia polymorpha subsp. ruderalis
Lineage: Eukaryota; Viridiplantae; Streptophyta; Marchantiopsida; Marchantiales; Marchantiaceae
Source: the annotation of a GenBank genome assembly